GCUCGGGGCGUGUUGACAGCGGCGCGGGCGGCCGGCGGGAGUCUGCGCCUCUGGUUCCUGCCCGCGACCCGGCGGCCGGCGUCCCGGGAUGGCCUUCAUGGAGAAGCCGCCGGCCGGCAAGGUGCUGCUGGACGACACGGUGCCGCUGACGGCGGCCAUCGAGGCGAGCCAGAGCCUGCAGUCCCACACGGAAUAUAUCAUUCGGGUGCAAAGAGGAAUUUCUGUAGAAAACAGCUGGCAGAUUGUUAGAAGAUACAGUGACUUUGAUUUGCUGAACAACAGCUUGCAGAUUGCAGGCCUAAGUCUACCUCUUCCUCCCAAAAAGUUGAUUGGUAACAUGGAUCGUGAGUUCAUAGCUGAGCGGCAGAAAGGUCUUCAGAAUUAUCUCAGUGUUAUCACCACAAAUCAUAUUUUGUCUAAUUGUGAGCUGGUUAAGAAGUUUUUAGAUCCAAACAACUAUUCUGCAAACUACACUGAGAUUGCCUUACAACAGGUUUCCAUGUUCUUCCGAUCAGAACCAAAGUGGGAGGUGGUAGAACCAUUGAAAGACAUAGGUUGGAGGAUAAGGAAGAAAUACUUCUUGAUGAAGAUUAAAAAUCAGCCAAAGGAACGGCUAGUGUUAAGCUGGGCUGACCUUGGCCCGGACAAGUAUUUGUCGGAUAAAGAUUUUCAGUGUCUAAUCAAACUUCUUCCUUCCUGUUUGCACCCUUACAUCUAUCGGGUUACCUUUGCCACAGCUAAUGAAUCCUCAGCAUUGCUAAUUAGGACGUUUAAUGAAAAAGGAACUUUGAAGGAUCUGAUCUACAAGGCAAAACCAAAAGACCCAUUUUUAAAGAAGUACUGCAACCCUAAGAAGAUUCAGGGCCUUGAACUCCAGCAAAUAAAAACAUACGGACGACAAAUAUUAGAGGUGCUAAAGUUUCUUCAUGAUAAGGGCUUCCCUUAUGGGCAUCUUCAUGCCUCCAAUGUGAUGCUAGAUGGUGACACGUGCCGGCUGCUAGACCUUGAGAAUUCCUUAUUGGGCCUUCCAUCCUUCUACCGAUCUUAUUUCUCACAAUUCAGGAAAAUCAAUACGUUGGAAAGUGUGGAUGUCCACUGCUUCGGCCACUUACUAUAUGAAAUGACUUAUGGACGCCCACCGGACUCAGUGCCUGUAGACUCCUUCCCUCCUGCCCCAUCCAUGGCUGUGGUGGCCGUGUUGGAGUCUACGCUGUCUUGUGAAGCCUGUAAAAACGGCAUGCCUUCCGCCUCCCGGCUCUUACAGAUGCCAUUAUUCAGUGAUGUUUUACUAACUACUUCUGAAAAACCACAGUUUAAGAUCCCUACAAAGUUAAAAGAGGCAUUGAGAAUUGCCAAAGAAUGUAUAGAAAAGAGACUAACUGAAGAACAGAAACAGAUUCACCAGCAUCGAAGACUGACAAGAGCUCAGUCACACCAUGGAUCUGAGGAAGAAAGAAAAAAAAGAAAGAUUUUAGCUCGAAAGAAAUCAAAACGAUCUGCUGUUGAAAAUAGUGAAGAACAUUCAGCAAAGUACAACAACUCCAAUAAUUCAGCAGGAUCUGGGGCCAGCUCACCUCUCACAUCGCCGGCGUCGCCGACUCCCCCCUCUACUUCAGUAGAGCAUGCACCAUUUUGAACGUGAAUUUUCGCUGCCUUAGGUUUGGGUAAAGAUGUAAAGGAAGGUAAGUGAUUUUCUAUGAAUUGUAAGACAUUAGUUACCUGUCAUGCUUGGUGAAAAUGAUGUCCUUAUUUGUGUAUUUUAUUGGUGAUCCUGAACCAUCAUUCAUACAAACUCAAGUAGUGAAAGGUAUCUUUACCUGUUUCCACCACAGCUCAGUAGCAGUUUGGGGGAAACCACACAGCGGACCAUCUCCCUGGUGUAGCCCUGAGAGGGCAGAGACAGCAACAGACAGGUGGAGUCUCAGAGAGCUUCAAGGUUCACAAGAGAUGGGGACAACUAACUCUGUGGCAUAGGAAAGUUCUUUAAGGCAGAACUUUUUGUGUUCUCAGUGUUUAUUUCGUCCUGAGAGAACAAUUCAUUCAUUGACUCAAAAUAUAAAAUAAAAGUUGCAAAUGUUUAUGUGCCUGAAAACUGAGGGAAGUUUUAGAAACCUGUCAAGUGUUCCUUUCCUUGCCCACUAUAGCAGAACUUUCUAGUUUCUCCUGGUGCUUCAGCCAAGAUGUAUGUUUAGUGCAGUUCUAUUCUGUCCCUUGAUUGGGCCACGGUGGAAAGAAUAGUACUUCAGGAAGACUCCUCCCUAAGAAUGCCCUUGCCAGAGAGAGACCCCUGUGCCCCUUGCUUUGCAUUGCUAACAAUUAAUAGCAUUUUACAGUUCUUUAAUGCAACCUAAUAGGAAAGGAUUACUGGAGACAGACUCCUCUGGGAAAUGCAUAACCCAGCAGGCACUGGUUCCUUGCCAAGAAUCCUGAGUGGUUUGUUUUUUGUAUCAAGUCACAUCCUUCAAAUAUUGUAUGUGUUGGAAUAGCUAAAGAACUGUUCAUCCCUUAUGAGUAAUUGACAUUCAGGUAGCCCAACUCUGUGCAUACAGAUAUCUUAUUUUUAAUUGCUGGCCCAAAAGUAGAUAGAGCUGCCCAGGACCUGACCGAUGUAGCUAAGGGAUGGAACUCUUCUCUUGGGACCAUUACUAAAAUUUGGAAAUGGGGUCAGAGCCUCAUCUGUGCAGACUGUCACUGUGUAUGGUUUCACAGAAUCUGUAAUAUUUGUUCCUACAGUCUUUUUUCAUAUGACUGUUAUUUGAGGAAAAUGACAACCAUUCCCCUUUGAUGCUUCUAGCUUUUUGUGUAGUAUCUUUAAAAAUCCUGCACUACUCAGUGAGGAAAACAUUUGAGUCCAUUCUCCCCAGGAAGAGCAGUAGCAUGUGUGCACGGCAGUUGGAGAGGUGAUCACUGACUGCCCCCUCUUGGCCUUUUUCCUCCACAGGGAUAUCUGCAUUACCUCCACCUCCUCCACCUCCACCACCAGCAGCUCCCUUGCCUCCCGCGAGCAUGGAGGCGGAGGCGUCUGCCCAGCUCUCACCCCAGGCUGUGAAUGGUGUGAGCCGAGGGGCCUUGCUCAGCUCCAUCCAGAAUUUCCAAAAAGGAACUUUGAGGAAAGCUGAAACCUGUGAUCACAGUGCUCCUAAGAUUGGCUGAAGCUUCCUGUUUACACUUGGAGGGAAAAUAUUUUAUUUUUUUCCCUACUCACCUCUACCCCUAAAGUAUCCUCUUCCUGGGUAAAUAAUUGCUGAGCCAGUACAACCACAUACAGCACUAUUUUGCAGAUGCUCAUAUGAGGUUUUUCAAGAGACAAAUAUUCUUCAAGUAGAAUAAAGUUAGGCUAGCAUUGCUGCCUUAAGAAAUAUUUUACUCCUUUAUUAUCACUGUAAAGGAAUUUUAUUCAUCCUCCAAUGGGCAUCUUUUUGGGGCAGCAGCAUAUUGGAAUCAAUCAUUUUCAACUAAAGGAAAUGGACAGAAAAACAAUGACAACGUUCAGUCACAGCAGUGAAUGGCCUUUGUGUUGCAGUCCCUUCUACCCCAUCAGACUGCGCCUAGAAAUGCCCCUCACAGUUCAUUGCUCUAAAGCGUUUUCUGGUUAUAGCCUAGAUAGCUCCCAUUUUUGCUACCUUUAUCUUAGACAUUAACACUGUAGCCCAAAGCAUAGUUCUGUUGCUGAGUCAGAGAAGCAACUGAGUUCUUUACUUUCCCCUCAAGCAGGAUGGGGAAAUUUCUUAACAUUCUCUUAAGUUCUAACAGGAAUACCAGUAUGAUUAUAGAACUCAGGGCUGCUAAAACAACUACUUUAGACCUAUAGUUCUUUUUAGUUAGAAUGUAUCGAAACAGACAAAAAAAAAGUUAAAAUCAGAAAAAGCUCUUGCCAAUUAGAGGACCUUUGUAAUCCUCAGCAAUUAAGUCAACUUUGGGGCUUGGUGUGGGGGGGGGGAGUCAUUAUUACAAUGUAAGUAAAUUUGGCUUCUAUAGAAAACAAUUCUGACUUUUGAAAGACUUAUUUAUGAGAAAGAUCCUUAAUCCUAUGAUUUGCUUAAACCUUUAAAUAAAUUGCACUUUAAAGGAUUAUAAAUAAUCCAUUUAAAAAUUGAAGUACACACAUCAGUGUUGGUUACUAUGCAGAGAGAAUGUCAUUGUGUAUAGUUUCAUGUAAUCUGUCAUAAAUGUCAGCCGUAUUUUUUAUUAAAAUAAACCACGUCAAGAAAA
This is a messenger RNA of Microcebus murinus (gray mouse lemur), 4212 nucleotides long. RefSeq names its product PX domain containing serine/threonine kinase like (gene PXK). The record is from RefSeq and is a predicted model, not a curated record. NCBI's taxonomy places the organism in Eukaryota, Metazoa, Chordata, Mammalia, Primates, Cheirogaleidae. Gene Ontology annotation, biological process: negative regulation of ATP-dependent activity; early endosome to late endosome transport; protein phosphorylation. Gene Ontology annotation, cellular component: early endosome; plasma membrane; late endosome. Gene Ontology annotation, molecular function: ATP binding; protein kinase activity; actin binding.